This is a messenger RNA of Peromyscus leucopus (white-footed mouse), 2775 nucleotides long. RefSeq names its product solute carrier family 29 member 3 (gene Slc29a3). The transcript has 6 exons. Gene Ontology annotation, cellular component: plasma membrane; Golgi apparatus. The record is from RefSeq and is a predicted model, not a curated record. The coding region runs from base 92 to 1519 and encodes 475 amino acids. Lineage: Eukaryota; Metazoa; Chordata; Mammalia; Rodentia; Cricetidae. Gene Ontology annotation, molecular function: nucleoside transmembrane transporter activity. Gene Ontology annotation, biological process: nucleoside transmembrane transport.
GCGGGGCUGGGGAAGGCAAGGGCGGAGCCCGGCCUGGCUGAUCCCUAGCCCGGCUCCUGGGACCUGGUGAAGGUAGCAGUGCGACAGCGACAUGGCCGUUGCCUCCGAGGACAAUGUAUACCGUAACUCAAAUGCCACCUACAGAGCCUUGGGCAGCCCUCACAAAGCUGACCAGGAAGCCCUGCUUGGGAAACUACUAGACUACCCAGCCCCCGGCCUGCAGAGGCCAGAGGACCGCUUCAAUGGAGCCUACAUCAUCUUCUUCAGCCUGGGAAUUGGGGGCCUACUCCCCUGGAACUUUUUUGUUACUGCCAAGGAGUACUGGGCAUUCAAACUCCGCAACUGCUCCAGCCUGGCCUCGGGGACGGACUCUGAGGACACAGACAUCCUGAACUACUUUGAGAGCUACCUGGCGGUUGCCUCCACUGUUCCCUCCCUGCUCUGCCUCGCGGCCAACUUCCUGCUCAUCAACAGGGUCCAGGUGCAUGUCCGUGUCCUGGCCUCACUGUCCGUCUCACUGGCCAUCUUUGUGGUUAUGAUUGUGCUGGUGAAGGUGGACACUUCCUCCUGGACCCGAGGCUUCUUCACGGUCACCAUCGUGUGCAUGGCCAUCGUCAGCGGCUCCUCCACCAUCUUCAACAGCAGCGUGUAUGGCCUGACGGGCUCGUUCCCCAUGAGGAAUGCCCAGGCACUGAUAUCAGGAGGGGCCAUGGGAGGGACAAUCAGCGCUGUGGCCUCACUAGUGGACCUGGCAGCAUCCAGUGACGUGCGGGACAGCGCGCUCGCCUUCUUUCUCACCGCCGCGGUCUUCCUUGGGCUCUGUAUGGGGCUCUACCUGCUGCUGCCUCGGCUGGAGUAUGCCAGGUACUACAUGAGGCCAGUUGCCCCAGUCCACAUGUUUUCUGGUGAAGACAGCCCAUCACAGGACGCUCCUGGCACCUACUCGGUGGCCCCUGGAUCCAGAGUGGUACACACGCCACCCCUUGGACCUAUCCUGAAGAAGACGGCCGGCCUCGGGUUCUGUACCAUCUUCCUCUAUCUUAUCACUGCCCUCAUCUUUCCUGCCAUCUCCACCAACAUCCAGUCCGUGCACAGGGGCACCGGUUCCCCGUGGACCUCCAAGUUUUUUGUGCCCCUCACUGUCUUCCUCCUUUUCAACUUUGCUGACCUCUGCGGCCGACAGGUCACAGUCUGGAUCCAGGUGCCAGGUCCCAGGAGCAAGGUGCUCCCCGGACUGGCACUGUUGCGUGUCUGCCUCGUGCCUCUCUUUUUGCUUUGUAACUACCAGCCACGAUCACACCUGACUGUGGUGCUCUUCCAGUCCGACAUCUACCCUGUGCUCUUCACCUGCCUGUUGGGGCUCAGUAACGGCUACCUCACCACACUGGUGCUCAUCUACGGGCCCAAGAUCGUGCCCCGGGAGCUGGCGGAGGCCACCGGUGUAGUGAUGUCUUUCUACAUGUCUGUGGGCUUGAUGCUGGGUUCAGCCUGUGCAGCCCUGCUUGAACACUUUAUCUAGGAGGGGUGGCGAGGAUGUGUGUACCGUGUGAGGCUUGGGCCCUUGGGAGAGUCGCAUGGGGGAGCCGAGGUCUCAGAUGGUGUUAAGCAAGGGGCUGGUGUUUUGCUUGGUGUGGAGCAGAACCCACUCGGGCUGCCUUUCUCUAGGGGUGCUUUUGAGCCACAUCCUUGCACAUCCUGUGCAAGGAAGGAAACAUUCCAGACACAGCCCAGCAUGGUGGCUUAAACCUGUAAUCCCAGCAUUCACAAGGCUAAGCUGGAGGACUGCUGUGAAUUCGAGGCCAGUCUGGCCACAUAGAGAAGCCCUAACUCAAAAAAAAAAUAAGCUAAAACAAAAACCCCGAGACACUCCAAACACUUCAAGAGAACACUCCAGAGCCAUUUAAAGGACACAGUCGUGGCUAGAAUAUAGUGCUCAUUUCUCAUUCAUGAAGGGAAGCCCUGACUCCCAUCCCCAGCACUGCGUAAACUGGAUGUGUUAGUAAAAACCUGUAAUCUUAGCACUUGAGAGGUAGAAGCAAGAGGAUCAGAAGUUCAAGGUCAUCCUCAGCUACACGGGGAAUUUGAGGCCAACCUGGGCUACAUGAGACACUGUCUCAAAAACAAAAAAAAAGUACAGUUAUAAAGAGGGGGUUUGUUACCUUUGUGGCUAAUAAGUAGCCUGUCUAACUUGUGUUCUCACAAGGCCAGAACCCAGCCUCACUGUUUCCGGCUGGCAGCAAGCUGGGAGAGAAUCUUCAGUGAUUCCUCCACUGAAGGUGGCUCCUGGAUUCGAGGUCCCCUCUGCUAUGGCCAGUACUCAGACCUAGGGCUCAAGCAUGUGCUGAUCCCUGGGCUCUGUGGGUGAGAGUAGACAAUCUGGAAAGACCCACAAGGCGGGCUUCCUAACCCUUCCUGCCUGAGGCCUGGGCUCCUGAAGUCUCUCUGUGUCAGGGACUGGGCCUGGUAGGCCUGGUCUCCUGAUGAGGACCAUGUGGCCCAGGGGCCUGCAGCCUGUUUAAGGCAGGGGAAGUCUUUUUAAUAGUCAUGUUUACAGCCUGUUGGGGCACUCGGUUCAAGGGCAUAAUAAAUACUGGGGUUCUCAAUGUGAGCAUUGUUGGUGUCUCCAUCAGCUGAGGUCUUGGCAGGAAACAGCGUGUUGAGAUUGGGUGAUUUGGAGGGAUGUGGGGACAGGUACAGGAACCCCAAGGACUUGGGGUUCACUACCUUCCCCGUUGCUGUAACAAAAUACCCAAAUAAAGCUGCUCGAGGAAUGCA